UGCCGCUGUGGAAUCCCAACCAUGUCCUCCAUUUAAACUCACUCGAGAUACCUAGAAGAAAAUGACAGAAGGAAGCAGGUAGAGAUAACAGUGGUAGAGGAAGCGUCUCCCUCGUCUCCUCUUCCUCCUCGUUCUAUUAGAGUGACGAAGAAAAGGAGAACAAAGAUGGCUCUUUUGCCUCUCUUUGACCCUCUGUGUUGCCAAGAAGAGAGCUUGGAGCUGGAAGAAGAACGGACAGGACCAUUGUCGCCCGACCACCUCCUAGAGGACUGGGCGGCGGUGGCCGAGGAGGAGUGGGUGGAGGCGCUUUGCUCCUUGGCGACCAGAGAAGGGGAGACCCGGCUGCCUGACGGCCGCGGGGAACACACGUACCUGCUGUCGGCAAGGAUGGAGGCGGUGGAGUGGGUGGCUCGCGCCUCGGAGCGCCACUUGUUCUCCGCCCUCACGGCGCUGCUUGCCGUCGACUACCUGGACCGGUGCUUCCUCACCUCUUCCGUAGCCGGCGGGCUCCGGCUUCAGCAGGACAAGCCGUGGAUGGGGCGGCUGGCGGCUGUGGCCUGCCUGUCUCUGGCGGCGAAGGUGGAGGAGACCCGCGUUCCCCUGCUCCUUAACCUGCAGCUGUCGUUAGCCGCGGCGACGGCGACGGAGCCGGAGGACAACAAGUUCGUGUUCGAGGCCAAGACCAUCCGGCUGAUGGAGCGACUCGUGCUCUCUUCCCUUGGGUGGCGGAUGAACCCCGUCACGCCGCUCUCGUUCAUCCACCACCUCCUUCCUCGACUCUGUCCCUGUUCCAAAGACAAGAACGCGAUCUCCACCACAACCGCCGCCGCCCGUGUCCGAGACCUGGUUAACGGGUGCGAAGCUAUUCUCCUCUGCGUCAUAGCCGAUCGGAGAUGGAUCCGCUAUCCUGCAUCCGUUUGGGCCGCGGCGGCGCUGUCCGCCGCUUCGCUGGAGUCCCACGAGACCCACCACCUCAUCUCUUUCCUCAACGUUCCAAAGGACAAAGUGGACGAAUGCUAUCGGCUCAUCAUGGAACGAGGAAUCCAUGGCGGUAAGCGAAAGCAUUCCUCUGCCUCCUCGUACUACGCCUACAGUUCACCAGCAAGUCCAAGCGAGAGUUCGUCGAGCGGCGGCGAUUGCUGGUCAAGGUGGCCAACCUCGGGCUCACCUUCGCCGGAGAUUCGCCCUCUCAAAAGGCCAAACUGCAGCAGCGGCAGCAAGACCUUCGGAGACAAUGAACUCUGCUCCUGUUCCAAUGUAAAUAGAUUAUGAUCCGGCACUCGUACUAACUAGUGCACUCCAUCUCUGUUCUCCUUAUAAUCGGCACUGUUCUUUCCUCGUUGUUGUGAGGAACGAUCCGAAGGAUGCGCGCAAAUCCUCUCUCCAUGUUAUGCUUGCCUCUG
Musa acuminata AAA Group (dessert banana) is the source of this 1403-nucleotide messenger RNA. RefSeq names its product cyclin-D3-2-like. The transcript is spliced from 3 exons. Gene Ontology annotation, cellular component: cyclin-dependent protein kinase holoenzyme complex; nucleus; cytoplasm. The coding region runs from base 166 to 1272 and encodes 368 amino acids. Lineage: Eukaryota; Viridiplantae; Streptophyta; Magnoliopsida; Zingiberales; Musaceae. Gene Ontology annotation, biological process: regulation of cyclin-dependent protein serine/threonine kinase activity; mitotic cell cycle phase transition. Gene Ontology annotation, molecular function: cyclin-dependent protein serine/threonine kinase regulator activity. The record is from RefSeq and is a predicted model, not a curated record.